Calidris pugnax (ruff) is the source of this 1338-nucleotide messenger RNA. It is a transcript of the gene HADH, whose product is annotated as hydroxyacyl-CoA dehydrogenase. Gene Ontology annotation, cellular component: mitochondrion. Lineage: Eukaryota; Metazoa; Chordata; Aves; Charadriiformes; Scolopacidae. The transcript is spliced from 8 exons. Gene Ontology annotation, biological process: fatty acid beta-oxidation. Gene Ontology annotation, molecular function: NAD+ binding; (3S)-3-hydroxyacyl-CoA dehydrogenase (NAD+) activity. The coding region runs from base 25 to 969 and encodes 314 amino acids. The record is from RefSeq and is a predicted model, not a curated record.
CGCUCUCCGCCGUGCGCCGCCGCCAUGGCCUUCGCCACCCGCCACUUCGUGCGCGCCGCCUCCUCCUCCUCCGCCGCCACGGCGGCCGCCAAGAAGCUGGUCGUCAAGCAUGUGACGGUCAUCGGCGGUGGCCUCAUGGGUGCCGGCAUCGCCCAGGUUGCAGCAGCCAGUGGUCACACCGUGGUGUUAGUAGACCAGUCAGAUGAAAUCCUUAAAAAGUCUACAAAAGGAAUUGAAGAAAGUUUGAAGAGAGUGACAAAGAAGAAAUUUGCAGAUAAGCCUGAGGCCGGUGCUGAGUUCAUUGAGAAGACCUUAAAGAACCUCUCAACAAGCACAGAUGCAGUAGCAGUGGUCCACAGCACGGAUCUGGUGAUAGAAGCCAUUGUGGAGAACCAGGAAAUUAAAAACGAACUCUUCAAGAGGCUGGAUAAGUUUGCUCCAGAGCAUACGAUAUUUGCAAGCAACACGUCAUCCUUGCAAAUCACACAGUUGGCUAACUCAACCACCAGGCAGGACCGAUUUGGUGGUCUCCAUUUCUUCAACCCUGUGCCUAUGAUGAAGCUUGUGGAGGUCAUCAAGACUCCAAUGACCAGCCAAAAGACUUUUGAAUCGCUUGUGGAUUUCAGUAAAGCAGUAGGAAAGAGUCCUGUCAGUUGUAAGGAUACUCCAGGGUUUAUUGUAAACCGUCUCCUGGUGCCAUAUAUGAUGGAAGCCGUUCGACUGUUUGAGAGAGGAGAUGCAUCAAAGGAAGAUAUUGAUGUUGCUAUGAAGCUUGGGGCUGGCUAUCCCAUGGGUCCGUUUGAACUGCUGGACUAUGUUGGGUUGGAUACCAGUAAAUACAUUAUAGAUGGAUGGCAUUCAUUAGAGCCCAACAAUCCUCUUUUUGCACCCAGCCCACUCCUGAAUAAACUGGUAGAAGAAAAGAAGCUGGGUAAAAAGACCGGAGAAGGAUUUUACAAGUACAAAUGAACUCCAGACCUCAAGAGGUGUUAAACUGUCUGUGUAUGCUCUUCAGCAUUGCCAUAUUACACAUGAAUUGUGGUUAAACCUUCCCAAGGAUGGCACAAGCUGCAUUUAGAACAUAACCCACCUCUGAACGCAGUGAUUGCACUAGUUAACUAUUUCUCUGGUGGAAGCUUGAUUUGGUAGAUUAUUUUUUUCUGGUAAUUCUGAAAAGCCUUAUAUGUACAGUGCCUUCAUGCAAAUGUUGAUUUUUUUUCAGGUGCAGGACAGAACGACAAGUGAAUUUAUGUGUUUGAAACCUGGUAUUAAUGGGAAAAAAUCCUAAAAAUAACCGCACUUUCUUAAAAAUAAAAUUUUCAACAAUUCUGUAUUGAA